CACCAGUUGGAUCCGCGAGCGCGACGCGACCACUUGCUUUUUGCCAUCUUAUAUACUCUCCUCCGAUCGCGUGUACUUCAUAGCGGCUAAACAUAAUAGCUUUUCCUGCUGCUAACAGCAUGCCGCGGUCCAGCCGAUACCCACCGCUCCCACCCAUCUCCCCUGUCCAGUUGGCCCUAGUGAGUUCACCCCCGACCUACCAUACGACCCGUGCUUUGCCGAUGUCACCCGCGCACACGCGCUGCAUCCUCCUGGCCGCGGCUCGUCCGCGCUACCCCGUGCCCUACGUGGCCCUGAGCCCCCAACCGCGCAGCCUCUCCCUCGCCCUGAAGCUGGCCACGGCGCCCCGCGAGCCCGGCCCCCUCAGGCUCGCCCCGUCCCACCCCUGCCUCAUCCCCACACCAAAGUCCAAAACCCUGUCCCGCUGUCCGCCCCUCUCCUUCCGCAAGACCUGCCCGUGCCCGCUGUCCCGGCGCUGCGGCAACUGGAGACCCUCGCCCCCCAUGCCAAAGUUCUUCUCGCCGGCUUAUCCCCUGAUGCCCCGUUACGUGCCCGAGGUGCCCCAAGACAGGCUGGCCAGGGCCAUGCGCCCCGAGCCCCGGCCCGUGUUUCUCGGCCUCAGCCUCGAGAACCACGCGCUCAAGAGACGCGGCCCCACCACCUCCUCCUCGCGGCCCUACAGAGCUUGAUGCUUUUGCCGACCAUCUGUAAAGUGUAGUUUUUUUUUUUAUAUGUAUACAUUUGUGUGGCUCCGAUGUCGUGUGAUUUGUAAGAAAGAAUAAAUAGCUUCGGACUUUAGUUUAUCCGCACCCCCAAGAGCUUUUUCGCGUGCAUCAGUGAAUAGAAAAGAUAAGUGUGAUGUAUAUAUACCCUAAGCCAUCCUUGCAUGCAAUGGAUCCGCUAGCUUUGUAUAUAUAUACUAUAUUUAUAACGUAUAGAGAUUUUCACCCCCCGCACAAAAUACAAUAGCGAUAAAUAUGAUGAUGAUGAUGAUAAUAAUAAGGCCCGCGAGCUGCUGUACCUUGAUAAACACACACUCUCGGGCGCGGCCCUUCAGUUAUCGUCCUUGCCCCUGAGACCGCCCCAUCCUCGCUCGUCCGCUCCUCGUCCCGCGAAGCC
Copidosoma floridanum is the source of this 1119-nucleotide messenger RNA. RefSeq lists its product as uncharacterized. The record is from RefSeq and is a predicted model, not a curated record. Lineage: Eukaryota; Metazoa; Arthropoda; Insecta; Hymenoptera; Encyrtidae.